Messenger RNA from Penicillium oxalicum, 153 nucleotides. RefSeq lists its product as uncharacterized. NCBI's taxonomy places the organism in Eukaryota, Fungi, Ascomycota, Eurotiomycetes, Eurotiales, Aspergillaceae. The coding region runs from base 1 to 153 and encodes 50 amino acids. The transcript has a single exon. The record is from RefSeq and is a predicted model, not a curated record.
AUGGGUGUCCGAAUUGGGAAGAAUCCCAUUCGAGGCCGGAUGGGUCCAAGUUCGACCUUCACCGGUGGGCCAGAGAAGCCUCGUGCAGGAAACAAGAAGGGGAAGACAAGAGGCGUCCAAAAAGGGAAAAUUGAAAAAGAAUUCUUUUUUUGA